Molecule: messenger RNA, 433 nt
Organism: Porites evermanni
Lineage: Eukaryota; Metazoa; Cnidaria; Anthozoa; Scleractinia; Poritidae
Source: the annotation of a GenBank genome assembly
AUGGGGUAUCAGUUACGCCUGGUUCAGACGCCGUACUAUGGAGCGACACUGGCGCGACGUCUGAUUCAGACGGAGUACCGUGUGUCGAGCUUAAGUAAAGUUCGACAAAAGUUCGACAGACUCUGUCGAACUUUUGCCGCACCAAACUAAAACUGCCAUACCAAAUUGAUUCAGACACCGCUCUUUUGCCGUGACUCUUGGCUAUGCCGCCGAGUUCUGUCAGUAUUACCCUGAAAUGAAGAUAAUAGUUUGUGACUUGGAGUCAGCCUUGAUUUUAGCUCAUCACUUCCGACCAUCAGUUGAAGCUUGCCCAAAUCAAGCCAAUGUUUCCUUUGCGGUCGGCGAUUUCUUCAAACCUGACACCAUAUCAAAGGCUGAAUUGUAUGUGUUGUCUCAACACAUACACGGACUGACUACUAUUGGGCGGAAGUAA